Messenger RNA from Danaus chrysippus (African queen), 903 nucleotides. Lineage: Eukaryota; Metazoa; Arthropoda; Insecta; Lepidoptera; Nymphalidae. The record is from the annotation of a GenBank genome assembly.
AUGAUCUUGCUGGAGAUCAAUAAUAGAAUUAUAGAAGAAACUCUUACAGUUAAAUAUAAAAAUGCACUGGCGCGCUUAAAACCUGAGUCCAUAGAUGUGACUCUUGCAGACUUUGAUGGAGUGCUGUUUCAUAUAUCUAAUGUCAAUGGGGAUAAAACCAAAGUUAGGGUUAGUAUAUCAUUGAAGUUCUAUAAACAGUUGGAGGAACAUGGGGCAGAUGAACUCCUCAAAAGGGUCUAUGGACCACUGCUUACAGAACCAGAGUCAGGUUACAAUGUAUCGGUGCUGUUGGAUAUGGAGAACAUUCCUGACGACUGGGAGCUGAUGGUGAAGAAGGUUGGUCUGUUGAAGAGGAACUGCUUUGCAUCAGUGUUUGAGAGAUACUUCAGAUUACAGGAGGAUGGAGAUGUGGGUCACAAGAGAGCGGUCAUUAACUAUCGACAGGAUGAAACACUAUAUGUGGAAGCUCAAGAGGAUCGCGUGACUGUUGUAUUUUCGACUGUGUUUCGUCACGAGGAUGAUAUUGUCAUCGGGAAGGUCUUCAUGCAGGAGCUUAAAGAAGGAAGGAGAGCUUCUCACACCGCGCCACAGGUUCUAUUUUCACACAAAGAACCACCAUUAGAACUGUUGGAUACCGACGCUAAAGUAGGUGAAAAUAUAAGUUACGUAACUUUUGUGUUGUUCCCUAGACACACGUGUGCGGCGGCGCGUGACAACACCAUCGACCUGCUGCAUAUGUUCCGCGAUUACCUUCACUACCACAUCAAGUGUUCCAAGGUGUACGUUCAUUCCCGUAUGCGCGCCAAGGCCGGUGAUCUAUUGAAGGUGUUGAACCGCGCGCGGCCGCAGUCCACCGGCCGUCCGACGGAGCGCAAGACCAUCAGGUUAGUACUAUUAAAAUAA